GGGCAGGGGCGGCCGCUGCGAGCCUCCCCUCUUCCUCUCUGCUGUGUUUCAGGCGUGGCCAUGGUGGAAGCCGCCGGCCCCACGCGGCUGCUGGAGGUGUGCGGGCAGCGGCUCUCCCGGUUCCUCCGCGAUGCCGAGCACAAGCGCCUGGCGUGGCUGCGGGAGGUGGAGGAGCAGGGCAUGCGGAUGCUGGAGAGCAACCUGGGCGCUGAGCCCGGGCCGAUGACCAGAACGCCCUCCCAGAGGAGACGCUCCAGGAAGAGGCAGUCCUCCUCCCUGAAAGACUACAGCAAGGAGCCCAGCAGGAGGAGGUUGUCCAGAAGGAGAAGCAGCAUCAAGCUCGUGUCUUUCAAGCCAGGCUCCCAAAGGCGCCAGAGCAAGGAGCAGCCCCUGGAUCCUGGCUGUGGUGGGGAGGGUGCCCAGGCCUAUGCUGCACCCGAGCUCCCAGCACUGCCUGGGGACGGGGCAGCAGAAGCACCAGGUCCCAGCAGAGCCCAGGCGGGUGACCCACAGCGCUGGCCUGCGGGUGCCUGUGAGCUCCCUGUCUGCGAGCAGUCACCGCGGGGGGAUGCAGCCAGCGAGUGGCAGGAUGAGGCCCCUGUCACCGGGGUCCUUGCUGGCCCCGCAGCGAGGGGGGCACAGGCAGCCCCCGGCAGAAGAACGAGCACCUCCACUCCCAAGGCUGCCGGAGCCGGGGCUGCUCCGGACCUGGCAGAGCCGCUCCUGCCGGGCUCCGGCAGCCGAGGAGCUGCGCUGGGACCCCGAGCGCGGCGCUGCUCCGGGCGCCGGAGCUCGCUGAGUGCCCCCCCCGCGGGCCGGCGGUGCUCCCUGGCCGGCCGGAGGGCGAGCAGGAGCCGCAGGGCAGUGGCCAGGAAGGCGGCGGCGGCUGCGACGCUGGAGUCGUCCUCUGCCUCCAGCAGAGUGAGCUGUCAGAGCUCCCUGGAAGCGUGCGUGGAAGAGGAUGUGGCCGGGACGAGGAGGGCUCAGAGCUCAUCAGUGCUGGUCUGUAACGCAAUGGCUGGGUGCCCCACAGCAAGGCACAGCUCCAGCCCUGUGGCUUGGCUGAAGCAGGCCUGUGCCUCCAGAUGGACCUGGAAUAGAUGGGAUGCUUAUCUAAAUCUAUGUAUGCGUUCAUUUGGGUUUAGCUGUGCUUUCCCUGGGGUCCCACCCGCUGCCUCUGUCACAGCUCCUGAGGACACGCUCCCUUCCAGCAGAAGCACCCUGGCUGCCAGCUGUCCUGCAGAGCGCUCGGCUGCUCCCGAGCAGCAGGCAGGGAGCGAUGGAGUGGUGCUGACUGCAGGCUCCUCCACAGGAACCCCGGUAAAUCCCAUCAGGGAAUCCCAGAACAAGGACCAGGAGCGAUCACCCUGUGCCAGGCCCCAGGAGGAUCCCCCAUGCAUCUGGACCAGGAGCCGCACGCAGGCGAUGGGCGCUGUGUGGAAGGGGCAGCAGCAGCAGCAGCCGGGGGCUCAGGCCCCGUCCCCUUCGGGUGAGCGGCGCGGGAGCCCCGCAGAGCCUCCCCCCGGCGCGGGCAGCAAGGUGAGCGGGUGCCGCGGCCCCUCGGCCCCUUGGUCCUCCCCGCUCCUCACCUCCCGCCUCUCCCCGCUCCUCACCUCCCGCCUCUCCCCGCUCCUCACCUCCCGCCUCUCCCCGCUCCUCACCUCCCGCCUCUCCCCGCAGGUGCUGCGGAGCCUCCUGCGGGCCGUGCAGCGGCACCCGCUGCUCCCCAGCCCGGCCCCCCCGGGCCACGGCGGGGUCGUGAGGAGCCUCCUCCAGCGCAGCACCCGCACCCGGCCCAGCCCCAAGGGAGACUUCGUUGUAAGUAACAACACCCUUAACCGUGGGCACUGGAGGGUUCUAUGGGCCUCGUGGGCACUGACAGCUCCUUCCCCUCUCACUGGCAUCGUGCAGCUGUGGCCACGCCAGUGCACUGUUGCCAAACCUGCGUUGUUUCUCCCCUGCUAUUCACUUCCCAUCCCGGAGAAGGAGCGGCAGAGACUGGAAAGCCUCAGGAAGAAGCAGGAAGCUGAGGAGCAGAGGAAGAAGAAAAUGGAGGAGGAGAAGAGGCAGCGGCAGGCGGAAAUGAAGCAGAAGAGGGAAGAGCGCCUGAGGAAGGCGCUGCAGGCUCGGGAGCGGGCAGAGGAGGAGAAGAAGAAGCGGAUGGAGCAGAAGAUCCUGCAGAGCGAUGAGAAGGUGCGGCUCUCCCAGGCACGGGACAGGGAGGAGAAGGCGGAGGAGCGGGGCAGGAAGAAGCUGUCCAAGAAGUCUGGGGAAGCUGAGGCACGGAAGCAGAAAGCGCUGAAGGGGGAGGAAGAUGAAUUGGAUCAGCCAGAGCCGCUGCAGAAGAGGAGAGAGGAUGAAGUGAGGGGGAAAGGAAAGAAAGUCUUGGAACUGAGAAGUCUUCUGGAGCAGCAGCAGGCGGAACACGGGAAGGAGAGGGAUCACAGACCCGGAGGGAAGGAGAAGCCUCCCCAUCCGCAGCUGGGGGCAGCGGCGUUCCCCGAGAAGCACAGAAAGCAGGAGGAAGCUGGUCUGCAGCGCCCGGGAGAGAGGAAGCUCAAGCAGCCAGAGGCCCCGACUGCUGCCGCUGGCACAGGGCUGAGCAAAACGCUAAAGAAAUCCAUCUCCGCACCCUACUUGAAGCCCCUGAAGGGCACGGAGCAGAGCAGCCACCCAAAGGUGAGCGAGGACAACUAUGGCAUGGACCAGAACAGCGACGAUGCCACAGAUGAUGAGAACGACCCUCGGAACCCGGUCCCUGCCUGGGCCGACGGCCCUCGGCUCAAGCAGGGCAUCAUGCACCAGUACUACCACCCAGUGAACACGGACCAGCUCUUCGGGCUCAUCUCAGGCCUCCGGCUGGAGGAGAUCUUUGGCAAGAGCAAGCCCCGGUACUUCAAGCGCACGAGCUCGGCCGUUUGGCAUUCCCCACCCCGGCCCAGAUCCGCCUCUGGCCCCUCCUGCAGCCUCAACAAGUGAGGAGAGGGGCAGGGAUGUGUCUGAUGCCCACCCGCAGCCUCAGCCUGG
This is a messenger RNA of Pezoporus flaviventris, 3027 nucleotides long. Its product is annotated as inner centromere protein-like. Gene Ontology annotation, cellular component: nucleus; chromosome passenger complex; midbody. The record is from RefSeq and is a predicted model, not a curated record. NCBI's taxonomy places the organism in Eukaryota, Metazoa, Chordata, Aves, Psittaciformes, Psittacidae. The coding region runs from base 61 to 2979 and encodes 972 amino acids. Gene Ontology annotation, biological process: positive regulation of protein serine/threonine kinase activity; mitotic cytokinesis; meiotic spindle midzone assembly. The transcript has 18 exons. Gene Ontology annotation, molecular function: protein serine/threonine kinase activator activity.